This is a messenger RNA of Menidia menidia (Atlantic silverside), 1749 nucleotides long. Lineage: Eukaryota; Metazoa; Chordata; Actinopteri; Atheriniformes; Atherinopsidae. The record is from the annotation of a GenBank genome assembly.
AAACAGCGCCAUCUACCGGCCACCAGUAUCAGUACACACACAUUACAAAACAGGCGUCUGCAGCCAUUGCUGUCACGUGUGCUGCUCCGUGUUUGUGUACGAGAAGUUCCCGAUGUUGAAUUGCAGCAUUUAACAGCUAGCAAGAAAAUGAAAAGUAAGCCCGCCAAGUCAGAGGGAAAUGGAUCAAAGACUAAAGUCAAGAAAAGAGCUGCGGACGAAUCUGGCCCUACUCUGUCAAAGAAACUGCGUGACAGAAUGGGUGGAGAAGCAUCCAAAUCAGGUCUUCCCCUCAAACCAGCAGGACUCCAAAAGAGAAAUGGUCAUAUGAGCAUCCUGCACUACAUAUACAGAAGUACUCUGGGGCAAAGCCUGCACACACAGAUGAGACAGUGUCUCCAGGAACCUUUCGUUCGCUCUCUGUCGUCGUAUCAUUUCCAUGGUUCCAGCAGCCCCUUCGACCGCAGAAUCACCUGUGUGGAGUGGCACCCCACUCAUCCCACUACUCUUGCUGCAGCCUCCAAAGGUGGAGACAUUUUUCUGUUGGACUUUGAGAAGCCCGCAAAGAAGAGUUUUAUUCAAGGAAUGGGAGCUGGAGACUCAGUAACAGACAUGAAGUUUAACCAGUUAAAUCCCACUCAGCUGUUCACCUCGUCUAUGGGAGGUACGGCAACACUUCGAGAUUUCAGUGGGACAACCCUUACAAAUGGAGCUGGGGACUUUAUUGGAGGGAUGAAGUUUUGUCCCACGGACUUCUCCAGAGUGUAUGCAGCCUCUGGCGAGGGCACACUCACCCUGCAGAGCUUUGAGGGCCAUGCACCCACUCUACUGUCCAGAACUCAGGACUGUGGCCACGAUCACCACAAUGUUUGUUUUUGGUAUUGCUGUGUGGAUGUGUCCGUGAGCCGGCAGAUGCUUGUGACCGGAGACAACACAGGACAACUCUUGCUUCUGGGUUUGGAUGGCCAGAAGAUUUUUAGCGAUAAGUUGCACAAAGCUAAGGUCACCCAUGCAGAGUUUAACCCCCGGUGUGACUGGCUGCUGGCCACGGCCUCGGUGGACCACACAGUGAAGCUUUGGGACCUGAGAAACAUAAAAGACAAGAAAAGUUUCCUGCAUGACAUGCCCCAUGACAGAGCUGUUAACUCAGCUUAUUUUAACCCACUGGACUGCUCUAAACUGCUCACAACGGAUCAGCAUGACCAGAUCCGUGUCUACGCGUCCGCUGACUGGUCCAAACCUCAGCAUAUCAUCCAGCACCCUCACAGACAGUUUCAGCACCUCACGCCCAUCAAGGCUACAUGGCAUCCAAUGUAUGACCUGAUUGUGGCCGGACGAUACCCUGAUGACCGCAUCUGCACCAGCGACAGGAGGACCAUCGACAUCUAUGACUGCAACACCGCAGAGCUGGUGUUUCAGCUCUAUGAUUCCACGGCCUCAGGGAUCAAAUCAAUCAACAAAUUCAGUCCGAUGGGGAAUGUGAUUGCCUCUGGAAUGGGUGUAACGCUGCUGGUUUGGGACCAGGAUGAGUCAUUACUCGGUGACUUGCACAAAACGCCCAAGGAAACCUCCGCCCCAGCAGAUGGUGUGAGGGGGCAGCGGAGGAGUCGGCAGCAGGGCUCCAACCGGACCCGCAGGGGCCCGUCUGUGGACGCCAAGCUCAAGAAAAAACUAGCCUCUCUGGAAGAAACGGAGACCAAAACCAAGACUGGAUCCACCAAACAAAAACAAGCACAGAUGAAGAAGAAGAAA